Alligator sinensis (Chinese alligator) is the source of this 5343-nucleotide messenger RNA. It is a transcript of the gene FBXO21, whose product is annotated as F-box protein 21. The record is from RefSeq and is a predicted model, not a curated record. The annotation marks the transcript as partial. The transcript is spliced from 10 exons. Gene Ontology annotation, molecular function: DNA binding. Lineage: Eukaryota; Metazoa; Chordata; Crocodylia; Alligatoridae.
GUCCCCUGUGAUGGCUUCAGUGACAUUGAAACUCUUGGAUGUCCAAGUCAUUUUUUUGAGGAUGAGCUGAUGUCUAUCCUUAAUAUGGAAGGAAGGAAGGGUCUUACCUGGAAAUACUAUGCAAAAAAAAUUCUAUACUUUCUACGACAGCAGAAUAUUUUAAAAAACCUGAAGGAAUAUCUUCAACGGCCUGUGGACCAGCAGUCAUUUUUGGAAGGUGCUGUCUUAAUUGAUCAGUACUGUAAUCCACUAUCAGACAUCUGUCUGAAAGGUGUCCAGACCCAAGUGGAUGAUAUCACGGAUAAAGUUCGCAAAGACCUUCGGACAAAAAACCCUAGACAUCCAAGCUUGGCUUCAAAGGCAGGAGAGGUCUUAGUGAUUCCUGAAGUGGAGCUUCAAAGGCAGGUACUUGAUGCUAUGAACUGUGUCCUGUAUGAACAAUUAAAAUACAAAGGAAAUGAGAUGGACUACUACAACUCUCUGAACUCAUAUAUUCACCAGGUUUUGAUCCGCAGGACUGGAAUCCCAAUCAGUUUAUCUAUUCUCUAUUUAACAAUUGCCAGGCAGUUGGGUGUCAAACUUGAGCCAGUCAACUUUCCUAGUCAUUUCCUUUUGAGAUGGCGUCAAGGAAAAGAAGGAAGCACAGAUAUCUUUGACUAUACUUACAUAGAUGCCUUUGGAAAGGGAAAGCAGCUCACUGUGAAAGAAUGUGAGUACCUUAUUGGCCACCAUGUGACUGAGGAGUUUUAUGGAGUGGUGACUUCAAAAGAGGUCUUGCAGCGUAUGGUGGGAAACCUCUUAAACCUUGGAAAGCGAGAAAGUACUGAUCAGUCUUACCAACUCUUGAGGGACUCUUUGGAUCUAUAUCUGGCUAUGUAUCCAGACAAUGUGCAGCAUCUAAUGCUCCAAGCUAGGUUAUACUUCCACCUGGGAAUCUGGCCAGAAAAGGUUCUGGACAUCCUGCAGCAUAUUCAGGCCUUGGACCCAUCUCAGCAUGGAGCAGUAGGAUAUUUGGUUCAACAUACCCUGGAACAUAUUGAACGCCGGAAAGAGGAAGUGGGGCCAGAGGUGAAGCACCGUUCUGAUGAGAAGCACAAAGAUGUCUGCUUUUCCAUUGGGUUGAUAAUGAAACACAAGAGAUAUGGCUACAACUGUGUGAUAUAUGGCUGGGAUCCCACCUGCAUGAUGGGACAUGAAUGGAUUAGAAAUAUGAAUGUUCAUAGCCUGCCUCAUGGUCCCCAUCAGCCUUUCUACAAUGUGCUGGUGGAGGAUGGAUCCUGCAGAUAUGCUGCUCAGGAGAACCUGGAAUAUAAUACAGAGCCUCAUGAAAUCCCUCACCCUGAUAUUGGCCGUUAUUUUUCAGAGUUUACAGGCAUGCACUACCUAGCAAACACUGAGCUGGAGAUGAGGUAUCCUGAGGAUUUGGAGCUCACAUGUGCAACAAUCCAAAAGAACUAUAGCUCAAACAAGGAAUGAGCGAACACAAGGACAGAAAAUAGUUUAUCACAGCUGCUGUAUCCUCUGUGGAUGGGAGUAUAGAAGCCAAUUUUCAUGCUGACCAAGUAUUGCAUUGCACUUUGUAACAUGUGAUAUAACAUAUAUCCAAUAACUACUCAGUUACCAUCUGCCUACACUUGUCCAAUUAAUUUGGGAUAUAUUGGUUGUCAAGGGCAAGACAUUAAUAAUCCUGAAGUGACAGUCACUAUAUAGAGUGUGGUGUCUCUUUGAGGUCAUGCUUUUACCAUUAGCGUGGUAAUUUAUUUUCCACAUUUAGGAUGUAAGCAUAUUACAUCUCUAGUCUGAAAUAACCCCAUUUUAUGGAUAGGAAGGUUGGUCACAAUUGCAAUUUUUGUAUAGAUACUUUGUAUAUAAUAGUUUUAAUGUCUCUAAAGUUCCAUGAUUGUUACCUGUAUAGUAAUUGUUUCCUGGGUAUUCAUGGUAGUUAGCAUUCCAACUAACAGCCUUCACAGUGGCACUGGAACUUACAAAAAAAAAUUGCAAAGUUCAAUAUGGUUGUAGGUUCAACUGUAAUUCCAAAAGACCAGCUAAAAUUAAUGCUUUUAGCAGUCACAGACACAGAACAGAAUCAUUUUGAAGGUGACUUCAUAGCUAUUUUCUAUUUCUCCUAGCUAUGUCCCUAGUAAACUUGUUGGGCCCAUAUUCUAACCCAUAUUUUUCUUCCUAUUAUUAAUUGGUUCCCUUCAUGAUGUUGAAUAUGUGACCUGGUCAUAUAUGUUCUCCAUGCCUUCAUGUUGUUACAACUUUUUAAAACUUUUAGUUUGCUAAUGGAACAGUCAUUUACAGGUGACAGACUGCUGAAGGCUCUCAUCAGUGAUCUCUAGUUAUCUUAAGUGAUCAGGUCUGAUUGUGCCAUGAAAGCCAGCAGGUACCCAAAUCUGGGAAACAAUGCUGGUGUUUCCUCUAUCUUGAUGUCUUCUUUCUUUCUGUCAAAAAAGAACAAUGCCCUGGGAAGGGGGAAAGGAGUCAUUUGUCCAGAUUUGUUGCCUGCAGGAAUUCAGGAAGCCAGAGUUGUAAGGAGACUGAAUGGACAGAGCCUGCAAAGCCUAGAAGGGCACAUCUACAUGAGACACUGACUGUGCAGUAGCUGAAUAAUACUGUGCAGUAGCACGUCACAACACCAACUAAUGUGCUAAUAUGCUACUGCACAGUAACAGCUGCACAGUAGCAUUCAUGUAGAUGCAUGCAAAAUGUAAAAAAACAGUAUAUGUUUGUUUUCUUUUAAGUUUCCUUAGGAAUUACAUGUGAAGUUGCUGAAGUAUUUAUAAAGGUAUGAAAAAUACAUACAGUAAUUUAUUUUCUAAAUUGAUAACGCUGAACACGCUGCAGUCAUUGUGUCUAAUUACUCUGUGGUUAUAGAGGUGAGACCUAGUUAUCCUCCCCUGUAUUGUAAAAUGACACAUUAUUGUACAAUUUUAAAUGUCUCUGUACAUUAAUUUGUGCACACUUCUUUUCAAGAUUAUCAUUGAUCUGCAUGCAGUAUUUUUCUGAAUGUUUAACAAGUGCCCUGUGCUUUUACAUAGUGAAGUCUUGGUGAUCUUCUGGGUUCUCAAAACUUGAGGAUACAACAAAGGGAAGAACUGUGUGGUUAGUGCUGAUGACAAGGAAAGAUAACUGAAACAGCACUAUAGGAAAUCAUUCAGAUUGGGUUUAUUAGGAAUUAAGGUGGGGCAGGAGAUGCUGUGAACCUGCUCAUGGUUUGAGAGCCAUAUAGUUAAAUAGUUUUUGCCAAGUGUGAAAAACCGAGAUUUAAAAGUCAAACUCCCUGGUUUGGAGGGGUUGAAUUGUAAAUUGUAGGAUAUCCUGGACAAUUCCCAUAUUUGGAGGGAUUCUGCCAGCAUACAUAGAAACACUGUCUGUGUUUGGUUUUAAUUUCUAGUCCAUUGUGCAUCUUACCUUUUUACAUAGUAGAGAGACAGUAUUAGCAGUCAGGAUUCCUUAGUUCUCUUCCGAGCUCUUGCUCUGUGAAGUUGUGUAAACCAGUUUGCUUUUCUGUACUUCAUUUUUCUUUGGUACAAAGUGAGCAGUCUAAUAUUUGGGCAUUGAUAAAAAUGGUUAGCAAAGCACUGAAAUUCUCAGUCAAGGUGAUAUAUAAAUGCCAAGUAUUAUUCUGCUGUUGAAUAUCUAUGGGAUUUAUAACCAAGCUCCUACACAAACUCUGGUCAUGUAGGGAUUUAUUUCAGCCGCCUCAUCCAAUGCUGUUUGAUUUUCCUCUGCUUUUAAAAGGUAUCAGCCUCCUUGGAUUAUGAUUGUAAAUAUGUAUUUAGAUUGUUUUUAACGGUGUUAUUUAUUCAGUGAUGCUAAACAGGCCCUAAUCGCCUGUUAUGUAAAUCUUUAUUUUGGCACUUUAUAUAUUUUAGAAAGAAUGGAUUUUGGAUCAGAUAUAUCAUAUAGAUGUUUUUAACUGUUUUUUUUCACUGAUUUUUGAAAAUUGUCCCUGGUAACACUUGCUGUAAUAUACUGCAGUGUUUUCAUCUUACAGACUAUUGCAAGCAUACACUAAAAUAAGCUGUGUAGUUAAUUUCUUCAGGCAAAAGUUACAGGUUUCAUCUAUAACAGAGUAUAGAUUGACCCUGUCUAGACUAUGGAUGUGUGGUUUGGAGAAUAUUAUGUACACAUAGGUAUUUGUGAUUUUUAGGACCCUUAGAACACUUCUGCUUGCCCAUGAAUGGCUGAAAGCUUUCUCUGAAUACAAGAAGGAAAUGGUCCUAUAUAUGGUGAGAUUUAACCCAAAUUAUGGUUCUGCUCUGCAAACCAAUUCUAUAGAGGUAUGGUUUUGUGUAUAAUUAUAGCUUCCUUAUCAUAUGCAUUAAGUUUAUAUGAAACCGUUACAUUUUUCUGUUUGCUAGUCCUGCAAAUUCAGUUUGGGAUCUGAAUUAAAUUUGUUUGUUUUUUUUCCUUUUACAUUGCCAAUAAUAAAAGUUCUUUAGGAGCAUUUACUAUCUUGGUGACACCUGUGCAGCUCACCUGUUUUCCAUCGUUUCAGAAACGAAGGUGAUAGGAACCUAGUAGGCAGCCUGGUUGCACAAGAAGGAAUUGCUUGCUUGCUUGCUUGCUUGCUUGCUUGCUAACAGGACUAAAAAAUAGUAGGAACUUGUGAUCAGAAAUGUCAGAGCUGAUUUCUGCCUAGAGAAAAUCGAUCUAAAGAGUGCAGUGCCAUUUUCAAAAUCACUUCUCAGAGUAGAACAGUACUUUAGCCACAACUUACCAUCAGUGCAUGCUACCCCAGGAAGAUUAGACUGUUGACAAUAUUACAAGAUGUCAUUUAAUUCAAGCAUACAGCCAAAGCCAAAUUUUUCUUGAGUUGUUUUAGCCUUGAUAAAAACCUGCCUUUAAAACCAGACUGGUUUUGACCUUCCUUAUUUAGGAGGAGCCUUCUAAGUUAAAACACAGUUUUGUAAAGUGAAGUGUGUCCUGUAAAAUGAUUCGUAAACCACCGGUUUUAAUUAUAUAUAAUGGUACAACUAAUUUUCCCCUAAAGUUCUUUAUGCACUUGCCAUUCCAAAUUGAAUUUAAGCAUAUUGUUGUGGUCUUUGUUUUUGUUGUUUUUGAAGACUUGUUGUAAUUAUGUUAAAUAUUUCUGUAGGUCCACCAUGUUCCAUUUUCCUAAUCACAUUUUUAGUAUCCUGUAACCUUUCUGUCUCAAUAGGGGAAAUUUAUUUUCCAUUUGUCCAUCCAUUUGCAGAUGUUAACUGACCUUCUAUAGCUAUCAGCAAAAUUUUAGCAGAGUAGGUGCAAUACCCCUGUGUCCAUUGAUCACAUAAUGUUGGUGUGCGAGGAACACAUUUCACUAGCCUGCCAAAAUAAUACUUCCCUGCCCCCCCC